Molecule: messenger RNA, 1581 nt
Organism: Eimeria acervulina
Lineage: Eukaryota; Apicomplexa; Conoidasida; Eucoccidiorida; Eimeriidae
Product: protein phosphatase methylesterase 1, putative
Exons: 9
Coding region: 1-1581 (526 amino acids)
Biological process (GO): protein demethylation
Molecular function (GO): protein methylesterase activity
Source: RefSeq, a predicted model, not a curated record
AUGGACGCGUCGGAGUUGUUCUCCAUUUCCUCGAGGCAGCCUGCCCGAAUGCCUCCAGAUAUCAAGGAACUACCCCCCAUUACUCGGGGCCGGAGCAGCAACUAUCCAGACCGAGUUGGUAGUCCAUCAGUCAGCCCACAUCAAUCUCGCCGCAAAUCAGCUGGUUGUUCCAUGAGAACAGUGAAGGAGGAACGACAACAAGCCGAUGCAGGGCUCAGAGAGGAAGGAAUUGCAUGCCGCAUUAACCUGGAUUCAGAGAGGGAUGCAGCCGACGGCCAUAGGGAAAAUUCGCGGCAGCCUCGUCCAGCUUCAUCUGCACGACACCGCACUGGUCGAAACCAAGAUCUCCAGGCGCCACACAGUGGCAGCAGUAGCAGGCGCUCAAGCUGCAAUGCGUCGUGCGGACCAUUGCCCACAUGGGAUGAAUUCUUCGAGAAAUGCGAGGAUGUUAGACCUUCAGAUAGCAGUGACGUAAGCCUUCCCCUUAACAUUUCGUGUGUAUUCGAGUGGAUCCUCUGGGCCGCUUCUUUUCCUACUUCACGGAGCCGGCCAUACGUCGUUGAGCUGGGCAUGCUUCACGGUGAGCAGAUAAAUGCCUGGGAGCUGUUUCUCAUUUAUGUAAACCUCUCUCGCCUCUUGCUGGAUGGGGACUACGCCAUUGAUCUUGUGGCUACUGUCGUUCAGCGUCUAUUACGGGAGGGCUCAUUGCCACUGCGCGUAUUUGCUUAUGAUGCAAGAGGCCACGGUGCGACCACGUGCGCCGACAGUAAGACUUUGUCAGCAGAAGUCUUAACGGAAGACGGUAUUGCAAUCGUGCAGUACAUUUUCAACCGUGUGGUGGAAGAAGAACUGCCGUCAGGCGGUACCCGACAGGGCGAACCAGCUAAGGAAAGCGUCGGGACGGAUGGAGCAGCGGAUGCAGACUCCAGAUCACAGCGAGACCCAGAUUCACUCCCAUCUGUAAUUCUAGUGGGCCACAGCAUGGGUGGAGCAAUUGCCACGAGGAUGGCGGCAUCAGGGCGUGUUCCGCAGCUUCAUGGUUUAAUGGUGUUGGAUGUGGUUGAAGCCUUGCCACAGAUGGCCGCUUUCGUCAGUCGAUUCCCCAGCCUAUUCACGAGCUGUAAAGAGGCCGUGAAUUGGAGCAUUUUUGCUGGGCUGCUGUGCAACAAGAGCAGCGCUGCAAUCUCGAUUCCUUCCCAGCUGGUGAAGACCACCCGGGGGGCACUUCCCGCAAGCCAUAAGGGCGCCGAGAAAGGACCACCUGACGAAGAAGUGUGGACAUGGCGCGUUGACGUGAUGGCCACUGAGCCAUAUUGGGAAGGAUGGUUUAGGGGGAUGUCGCAGGCGUUUCUGUCGAGCCGCUGUGUCAAAAUUUUGAUAUGCUCUAGCAGCGACCGCUUGGACAAAGAGUUGAUGAUAGCCCAUAUGCAGGGGAAGUUUCAGGUGCAGAUUGUCAGCGGCUCAGGCCAUGUUAUUGAGGAGGACCAGCCUGCCGAGCUCUGCCGGGUUGUCCAGACGUUCAUCACCCGUUAUCGUCUCCACCUACCUCCGAGCCAGCGCGCGGGACUGGUGCGGGGUUGA